Lingula anatina is the source of this 726-nucleotide messenger RNA. RefSeq lists its product as uncharacterized. NCBI's taxonomy places the organism in Eukaryota, Metazoa, Brachiopoda, Lingulata, Lingulida, Lingulidae. The record is from RefSeq and is a predicted model, not a curated record. Gene Ontology annotation, biological process: signal transduction. Gene Ontology annotation, molecular function: protein binding.
UAAUAAUACCUGUAGCCGAGUCGCCAUUGUGCAGGUCGUUUCCAGCUGACGAGUGAAAUUUAGACAUACGUCGUCCUCUUCGUUGGAAAGUGUACAGUAUAGCCACCAGCCAGUAUGGAUGACCUUUACUGGGUUGCAGAGACUGGAGAUACAGAGAGGUUACAGUAUCUGCUGACUGCCAGGCAGUGCGAUAUUAAUGUCCAGGACUGGUUGAAGAGGACACCACUUCUCUGGGCUGCAGUUAAGGGCCACAUACAAUGUGCCCAGCUUCUCCUCCAACACGGGGCGGAUACCAGUAUACAGGAUGUGUUUGUACAUAACCACAGUGUGGGAGGACACCACUUCACUGGGCUGCAUAUCAAGGCCAUACACAAUGUGUCCAGCUUCUCCUCCAACACGGGGCGGAUACCAGUAUACAGGAUGAUGGUGAGAGUACACCUCUUAACUGGGCUGCAUAUCGAGGCCACACACAAUGUGUCCAGCUUCUCAUCCAACACGGGGCGGAUACCAGUAUACAGGAUAAGUGGAAGAUGACACCACUUCACAAUGCUGCAGGUCACGGGGACACACAAUGUACCCAGCUUUUCCUCCAACAAGGGGCAGAUACCAAUACAGAGGAUGAGGCUGGGAGGACACCACUUCACUGGGCUGCAGAUUACGGCCACAAACAAUGUGUCCAGCUUCUCCUCCAACACGGGGCGGAUACCAGUAUACAGGAUGUGGUGA